AUGAUAACUCAAUAUAUUUUUCUAGUGUCAGAUAUAAAAAGUAUUAAAAAAGGGGCUUUAAUAGCACAAGCUUGUCAUUCUGCAAUAAAAGCAAUAAAAUUAUUUAGAUCUAAUAGCGAUACACAGCUUUAUUUAAAAUCUCUUGAUACAAUGACGACUGUUAUUUUAAAAAUUAAAAAAGAAGAUAUUUUAGAAAUUAAAGAGACUCUAAGUUCUUUAGAUAUUGUUGAAUGGAUAGAACAACCAGAAAAUAUUAUUACUUGUCUAGCACUUAGGCCAUACAACCUUGUUGAUUUACAAGAUUACUUAUCCUUCAUAAAAAAGUUCAGUCUUUUUUAA
Vairimorpha ceranae is the source of this 339-nucleotide messenger RNA. RefSeq names its product peptidyl-trna hydrolase ptrhd1. The transcript has a single exon. Gene Ontology annotation, molecular function: peptidyl-tRNA hydrolase activity. Lineage: Eukaryota; Fungi; Microsporidia; Nosematidae. The record is from RefSeq and is a predicted model, not a curated record. Bases 1 to 339 code for a protein of 112 amino acids.